AUGCACAUCCAAUCCCUCGCCGUGCCCCUGCUGGCGGCGUCUCUGCCCCUCGUCUCCGCUCAGCUCGACUACUACGCGAAGAAGGCUGGUCUGCUGUACUUCGGUGCUGCGACUGACACUCCCGGGCAGCGUGAGCGUGCUGGUUUGGAGGCCUCCUACGAGCAGUACGAUGCCAUUCUUAACGACAUCAACGAGUUUGGCCAGACUACCCCGACCAACGGUCAAAAGUGGCUCUUUGUCGAGCCCGAGCCCGGUGUCUUCAACUUCACUGAGGGCGACAUCGUUACCUCCAUUGCUGAGAAGAACGGUCAGCUCCUUCGCUGCCACGCCCUCGUCUGGCACAGCCAGCUCGCCCCCUGGGUCGAGUCGACCGAAUGGACACCCGAGGAGCUCAGCGACGUGAUUGUCCGCCACAUCCAUGAGGUAGUCGGCCACUACAAGGGCAAGUGCUACGCCUGGGACGUCGUGAAUGAGGCCCUCAACGAGGAUGGCACCUACCGUGAGUCCGUCUUCUACACCGUGCUCGGCGAGGAGUACAUCAAGCUGGCCUUCCGCACCGCGGCCGAGGUCGACCCGAAGGCGAAGCUGUACUACAACGACUACAACCUCGAGUCCGUCGGUCCCAAGAGCGAGGGCGCCAGACGCAUCGUCAAGUUGCUCAAGGAUGAUGGUAUCAGAGUCGACGGUGUCGGCAUGCAAUCCCAUCUGGUUGCUGGCAGUGCACCGACUCUGGACGAACACAUCGCCGUCAUCCGCUCGUAUGCCGAGCUUGGUGUCGAGGUUUCCCUGACGGAGCUGGAUGUCCGCAUCGUACUCCCCGUCAACGAGACGAACCUCGAGUGGCAGAAGGAGGCCUACAAGAACGCUGUCGGUGCCUGCGUCCAGGUCUCUGCCUGCGUCGGUGUUACCAUCUGGGACUUCUACGACCCCUUCAGCUGGGUUCCCUACACCUUUCCGGGUCAGGGUGCCGCGCUUCUCUGGUUCGAUGACUUCAGCAAGCACCCCGCCUACUACGGUGUCAUUGAGGCGCUGAAGAACAAGACUGCUGCGCCGUGCAGGAGAAGACGAGCUCUGGACUCUGGCAAGAGCAGUAACCUCUACUAG
Colletotrichum spaethianum is the source of this 1104-nucleotide messenger RNA. Its product is annotated as endo-1,4-beta-xylanase D. Lineage: Eukaryota; Fungi; Ascomycota; Sordariomycetes; Glomerellales; Glomerellaceae. The record is from RefSeq and is a predicted model, not a curated record. Gene Ontology annotation, molecular function: hydrolase activity, hydrolyzing O-glycosyl compounds. The transcript is spliced from 3 exons. Gene Ontology annotation, biological process: carbohydrate metabolic process. Bases 1 to 1104 code for a protein of 367 amino acids.